Molecule: messenger RNA, 1034 nt
Organism: Elaeis guineensis (African oil palm)
Lineage: Eukaryota; Viridiplantae; Streptophyta; Magnoliopsida; Arecales; Arecaceae
Source: RefSeq, a predicted model, not a curated record
CAAUACACCUAACCGUUAUAAACGAUUAUCGAUUACGUGUCACAGUCAUUAGUGGGCAUAAAUAAUCCAUUAACUCUAUGAUUAUGGUCCGAUAAUUUAGUAUCAUAAAAAGCAGAAUCACGUGCUCGAUGAUUACAUCAGAAUUAUUUAUUAAAAGGAGGUAAAUGAACAGCAUGGAGGAUAAUUCUGGGCUAAUACCUUAUCAUUUCAAUUACUCAUUAUCUGCUGUUCACUAACUCUCUACUGACUUAAAUAUCGGAGGAUCUCUAUCGGGUAUAAUUUUGAUUUAUGAAAAUUUUAUUUCACAGAUGUUUUUUACCGAUGAUAGAAGAUUGGCUGCAAUCGUUAUCAUGUCACGUUAGCCGAGAUUGGAUGAUUCAAAUACAGGCAAUGUUGACGUGUAAACUCGAAAUGCCGAUUUCGUCGCAUGGCUUUUUUUUUUUUUUUAAACCAACAAGUUUGGCCUAAAGCAUUUUCCAUAAAUUAAUAUGUGCGCCAUUCCUCCACUCUCCCACUCCACACUUCACUAUGUCCGAAGCGUCAUGGCAUCGCCGGUCGUCCUCCCCUUCAAGUGCCAGACCCGCCUCCCCAAGUUCGCCAUCCCGAGACGCUACGACCUGACCCUCAAGCCCGACCUCGCCGCCUGCGUCUUCUCCGGUGCCGUCGACGUCCACCUCGACGUCGUCGAGGCCACCCCGUGCCUCGUCCUCAACGCCCUCGACCUCGAAAUCGACUCCGGUUUCGUCUCUUUCCGGACCGCCGAUCCUCACCCUAGGGAGCUACGGCCCAAGGAGGUCGUCCUCGAGGAGGAGGAUGAGAUUCUGGUGCUCAUCUUCGAUGAGAACCUCCCUCUUGGGAGGGGAGUUCUUGGAAUUAGGUUCUCCGGCGUUCUCAAUGACCACAUGAGGGGCUUCUAUCGAAGGUACUCUUCUCCUUCUCCCUCUGUCGAUCUUCGGAGUUCCACUACAAAAAAUUUGACUUUUUGCGAUGAAAUUUUAGCAACAAAAUUUAUUUCAUCGCAAAUAAUUAAGCUU